AGCUGGUAGACGGAACAAGGAAACGACCUCUAGCCGGUCCAAUGACGUCACAGGUUCCUCGUUCAUUCAUAGAGCAGCUAUGUAAGAGGAGCAGCAGGACUACUCUCAAGGAUUUCGGUGUUUUUUAAUGGUCUCUGUGUCAAGCAAAGCUCCCUGUUGAUUCUCUACACAUCGGUAGAGAGAACCGGAUCACCAACAUGUCGGGGGAAGCAAGUUCUCCGGAUGGGAACGGCAAGGUUAGUCGGGUCAUCCGGAUUGGAACCCGCAAGAGCCAGUUGGCGCGCAUCCAGACUGACAGCGUGGCGGACAAGUUGCAAAAACUGAACCCCGACAUCCGCUUGGAAAUAGUCAGCAUGUCAACGAUAGGAGACAAAAUCCUUGACGUAGCUUUAUCAAAGAUCGGAGAGAAGAGUUUGUUCACCAAAGAGUUGGAGAAUGCUCUGGAGAAAAACGAGGUCGACCUGGUUGUUCACUCACUCAAAGACCUUCCCACCACUCUGCCUUCAGGAUUCACCAUCGGGGCUGUGCUGAAGAGAGAAAACCCCCAUGAUGCAGUGGUUUUACACCCUAAACACGCAGGAAAAGCUCUUGACACUCUGCCAGAAAACAGUGUGAUCGGCACCAGUUCACUGCGCCGCGCCGCUCAGCUGACGAAGAGGUUCCCCCACCUGAAGUUCAAAGAUAUUCGUGGGAACCUGAACACGCGUCUCAAGAAGCUGGAUGAGAAGGACGACUUUGCUGCCAUCAUCCUGGCUGCUGCCGGCCUCAAGAGAAUGGGCUGGGACAACCGGAUCAGCCAGAUCUUGGGGCCUGAAGACUGCAUGUAUGCUGUUGGACAGGGCGCUCUGGCAGUGGAGGUUCGGGCCAAAGAUGCAGACAUCCUGGAGAUGGUGUCUGUCCUCCAUGACCCGGACACUGUGCUGCGCUGCAUAGCUGAGAGAGCUUUCCUCAGACAACUGGAGGGUGGCUGCAGUGUUCCGGUGGCUGUAAACACUGAAGUGAAGGACUCCCAGCUCUACCUGACGGGGGCAGUUUACAGCCUGGACGGAUCAGACAGUCUGAAGGAAACCAUGCAGACUAGCAUUACUGCUGAUGACAAGAGCACAGAGGAGGUGGACGAGAGGGUCCAGCGAGUGGGAGUCACAGCCAGCAAGAUCUCGGGCGAAGCCCAGGACGGGGCUGAGCGACUGGGGUUGGACCUGGCCAACUUACUGCUGAGCAAAGGAGCCAAGGAGAUCCUGACGGUGGCCAGGCAGCUCAACGAUGCCAGAUAAUCCUGCUGCCGGCUGAGGGGGGCGGGGCUCCGGAGCUGACCGCCUGGUCCUCGAGUGCAGUCAGUCACAGCCUUGUGUCAAGUAAAAACUUGAAUUCCUUUUUUAUGUUACACAUUUUGACGAAUGGUGACUUUUGUGGUGCACUGAGCGAGCUCAGUCAAGGAUUUUAAAUACUACUUGGACCAAAGUUGUGCUCAGUGUGGUACAAUGCUGCUGUCAUUAUCAACUUGUUCAGUCUGUAAGCACUCUUGUUCUUGGUUCUUAGCACCUCAUGGAACCAGCUCCUGAGCCAUGUAGAAACCGCCUUACUGAGGUUAUCAGUGAGAAACACAAAACGGCCUUCAAACAUUGUCUUCAGCACUUACAGUACCAUCACUGGCUGAUAUCCUCAUCGUAAAACCCUUUUAUAGUAUCAGUAUAUUAAAUGGGAUGCCACUAAUAUUAAGCAUUCUCAUACAUGUUCCCCCAUAACCGAUGAUGUUUCAUCAGCAUCCAUCAUUGUUCCCCCACAAGCAGGAGAAAUUAACCCAGAGUUCCCCUCUCUCAGCUCCUAGCUGCAUUCUCAUUGGGAAAGGCUGAUUUCGAUGGUACCAAAGAUGAGUUUCCGAGCGCGUGUGCACAUUUUGUGGUUCGGAGCGUUUAACGCUGCAGCUUCGAAUGGGCCUCGUCUAGGUGUGAAAUUUGAGAAAUGUAAAUAUAAAUGUGAAUUCAGUCAUCAGCUCUAUCUAUGGCCAUGAGUAGACAAUGACGUUCUUUCUGGAGCUAGCAAGUACUUGAUCAGACCUUUAUCAAUGGAAGUAACCAAGUGUAGGUCUCAUAUUGAGGUGGUGUUUUAUCAUUUUGGCCUCCUGAAAAGUAAAAGUACCAUUUCUACACAGCUUCACUUCUUCAUUCGGCUCAUGUUGAAUGCAACAUUUGCACAGCUGAGGAGGGUCACUGCUUUUAAGAGUAUGCUAGCUACCUAUUUUACAGAUAGAGAAUAUAUUUGAUAUACAUGAUGUUACGCUAGAGGGAGUGCUUUGUUUUACCCCACCUGUGGCACAGCUAGUGAUGCCAAGUUUGUACAGCUGCUCUGUACUGAACCUACAUGACUGGAAAUUACUUGUUUAAGGGGGUGUUUUGAAGUAGGGUAGUAUGAGGUAUUUAUCCAUAGUCAUUGUAUUACCUACAGUAGAUGAUGGUCAGCACGCCCCCAGUUUUGGAGAAACAUACAGGAGUACCAGCACAGGUUCAAAGCCACC
Messenger RNA from Sebastes umbrosus (honeycomb rockfish), 2515 nucleotides. RefSeq names its product porphobilinogen deaminase-like. The record is from RefSeq and is a predicted model, not a curated record. Gene Ontology annotation, biological process: heme biosynthetic process. Lineage: Eukaryota; Metazoa; Chordata; Actinopteri; Perciformes; Sebastidae. The transcript has 13 exons. Bases 198 to 1274 code for a protein of 358 amino acids. Gene Ontology annotation, cellular component: cytoplasm. Gene Ontology annotation, molecular function: hydroxymethylbilane synthase activity.